AAAACAUGUUUAUUUAGUGAUCACUGAUCAGAGGAGCGAUAUGUCCUCGAAGUAUGGCAAUAGAAGCAUUUAUGGCCAAUAGAAGCAUUUAUCUACUGAUAGAUCUUUAGUGUGAAGCGGUGACUUAUCAGAGGUUCUAGAACGGCUACAGUGACCUAUAAAUAUAUACCUAAGCGUAAAGUGCGCCGACAAAUCAGAGUGUCAGAGUGCCGAUCUCUGUUGUUUGUAACUCUCUUCUAUUCUGUCUCUAUUGUUUCCUAUUUAUACUGCAUGCUCGCGUACACAAUGUCACCCGCAACAGAAAGUGGCCAGGUACACACCAUGGAUGAAAAUACUGAACAUACGACAACAACUGCAACGGCCACAAGUACUAACAUACGUAUAAGCCUACCCACAGAAGACAGUACACUAGGCACGGAAGCUACACACACACACACACAAACACAAACACCACCACCAGCUGGAUUGCAAGUGGCCAUACGCAUACGCCCUCAGAGUGAGAGAGAAUUAGUGGAAGAGGCAGACAUAUGUGUACAGCAGAUGCCGGGCGAUGCGAACCAGAUAGUCUUGGGACGAGAUAAGUCGUACUCGUUCGAUCAGGUGUACCCCCCAGAGUUGGACCAGAAGUCGGUGUACAACGGCUGCGUGAAGGGCAUCGUCGAUAAGUGUGUGCAGGGGUACAAUACCACUAUCCUUGCCUACGGACAAACCGGGACAGGCAAAACGUAUACUAUGGGUUCUGGAAGUGACACACUGAGCAGCGGAGUUCCGCUGGAUCAACAAGGUAUCAUCCCUCGUACUGUGCGUGAUAUCUACGCACAGCUAGAGUCCAGUACUACAGCUGAGGAUAGAGAAGGUGCAGAUGAUGGACAGAAUAGCCCCAACAAAGAUGGUACGCGGCAGGAGGGCGGAGAUACGGGCAAGAACAGGAAUAGUGAAUCUUACGCUGUGAGUGUUUCGUUCAUUGAGCUCUACAACGAUACCAUUGUCGAUCUGCUGCAUCCGUCCGCGGACCUGGAUUCGACCAACAACUUGACACCAAAUCAGGUCAGCAUAGUGGAGGAUAGAAAGUCAGGAGAGACGUAUCUGAAGGGGGUGACUAAAGUACCGAGUAAGGACGCUGAUGAAGUCUUCGCUCACUUGCGACGAGGGUCUGAUGCGCGUACCACCGCGUCGACUAAUAUGAAUGCGACAUCGUCCAGGAGUCACGCGAUCCUCACCAUCCACCUCACACGUACCUCUAGUCUAGGCGUCACCACAACGUCCAAGUUCAACUUUGUCGAUCUCGCGGGCAGUGAGCGGCUGAAACGGACCAACGCCACGGGAGACAGGGCGAAAGAGGGCAUCUCUAUCAACAGUGGACUACUCGCUUUGGGUAACGUGAUAUCGGCCCUGGGCGACCUACAGACCAAACGUGAGAGACGGAGGGAGUCCCCUGCGCCUACUCCCGGUGCCAGUCCUAAGCAUAGCCGGGGAGUGAGUAGACACACAAGUAUGAGCUCGGGUCGGCGUGGUCUGGGGCCCACACCGCCGCUCAAGAACAAGAGCGUGACGUCUCCCGCACUGUCUGUAUCGCAGAAGGAUUCGAAUAGUUUCAUACCGUAUCGAUCCUCCAAGCUAACGCGUUUGCUCAAGGACUCCCUGGGUGGAAACUCCCUGACGCUUAUGAUUGCGUGCAUUUCGCCCAGCGACGGGGACUUCAUGGAGACCAGGAAUACAGUCAACUACGCAAACCGAGCGAAGAAAAUAAAGAACAAACCUGUUGUACUGUCGCAGUUGGCGGGGGGUGCGGGCAUAGUGAACGCGGAGUUGGUAGCCGAGGUGACGGCUCUCAAAAGCCAGUUACACAAGUUGCAAGUGGAGAAUCUGGCGCAGAAGGAGAUGAUCAAGACGUCGAUUAGAGAGCGAGAGCUGGAAAGUGCGCGGGAGCAGAUCCGCAGGAAGACUGGAGGGGCUAGUGCCUGCAGGAAGUGUGAGGCAGACAUACAGGCGGGUGGUCAAACUGCGAACACGGACGGAGAAAGAGGGGUAGACAGGGGGGGUGGUACUGUUGAAGGGGGUGGAAGCCCGGUAGGUAAAGCCAAUGAGUCGGAUGGUGAGUCGAUACACGACCAGUUAGCGCAACUGACAGACGAGGAGAUCCGAGCAGAGCAGACGAUCGCUGUGCUGAAGAGCGUAGUUGCGGAUAGAGAUAGAGACAUUUAUCAGCUGCUGUGUCAUGUGAGUCAAAUGAGUGCGGGUGAUAACAUCAGCUUGGAAGGUGUCCCGAGAGUCAACUCGAGCGUAUCGCUCAACCUGUACCGAAUGAGGAGUACAAGUACAUCUGCGUCCCAAGCAUCAACAUUCCGGAGAGGUAGUGAAAUCUCCAUCGGUGGAAGCUUCGGUAGCCUGGGCGCAAGUUUGCAUUCGAGGAUUGCUGAGUCUGAAGCCCAUGCCUCAGGGUUAAGGGCGAGGCCGAUCAAAUCAUUCGACACAGACAGAGAACCACGGGGAAUAGGUGCAGCCAAGAGCACAGCUGCCAAUACAGACGAUGGCAAGAGUAGUGAAGGAGGAAAUGGUGAUAGUGUAGACGACUUGUUGGACAAAUACAAGCAUUUGGCAGAAGGGCCUGAUCCGGAAGUGUUGCAGAUACAACAACAACACGUGGAGGAGAUUAUAGCUACCGAGACGUUCGAAGGACAGAAAUUUAAAACUUACAACAAAUUAGUGCACAGGAGAACGAGGAAGGUGGCUGAGAAGAAAGAGGUGGAAGCACAACUAAAGAAACUAAUUUUGAGUUACAGUCUGGAUGGGGUUCACAAUGGAGAAGCCCUGGAUGCCGAUACAAAAGAGAUGGUACAUAACGGCCCACAGAACAGGUCCAAACGGUCUCCGUCAGUACAUGACAACGAUGCACUGCAGGAGCAGAUAGAAAUGGUCUCCAUUUUAAUUGAGGAUUUGGAUCUGGAGGUGGAUACAUUGAAUACAGAGAUGAGGAGGAUGGAGCAUGAAUUGGCCGAAAUGGACAAUCCAGAGCACAUUCUGGAAGAUUUUGUAAGGACUCUCGAUUACUCGGAGAUGCUCGCGAUGAUACCGUAUUUGGUCAAGCAGACGGCCGAGACCAAGAGAGAGUUACUCACCACAAUGGAAGGAUGA
This is a messenger RNA of Sphaeroforma arctica JP610, 3135 nucleotides long. RefSeq lists its product as hypothetical. The record is from RefSeq and is a predicted model, not a curated record. Bases 271 to 3135 code for a protein of 954 amino acids. The transcript is spliced from 3 exons. NCBI's taxonomy places the organism in Eukaryota, Ichthyosporea, Ichthyophonida. Gene Ontology annotation, molecular function: microtubule motor activity; microtubule binding; ATP binding. Gene Ontology annotation, biological process: mitotic spindle organization; microtubule-based movement.